Messenger RNA from Eucalyptus grandis, 2343 nucleotides. Its product is annotated as beta-galactosidase. The record is from RefSeq and is a predicted model, not a curated record. The coding region runs from base 1 to 2343 and encodes 780 amino acids. Gene Ontology annotation, molecular function: carbohydrate binding; beta-galactosidase activity. Gene Ontology annotation, cellular component: cell wall; vacuole. Gene Ontology annotation, biological process: carbohydrate metabolic process. Lineage: Eukaryota; Viridiplantae; Streptophyta; Magnoliopsida; Myrtales; Myrtaceae. The transcript is spliced from 17 exons.
AUGUGGGGUGAUCUCAUUAAAAAAGCAAAAGAGGGUGGCCUCAAUGCCAUUGAGACUUAUGUUUUUUGGAAUGCCCACGAGCCAUUGUACCGUCAGUAUGACUUCGAAGGAAAUAAAGAUCUAGUUAGGUUUAUCAAAACCAUACAAGAUGCGGGGCUCUAUGCCAUUCUUCGAAUUGGUCCAUACGUCUGUGCGGAGUGGAAUUAUGGAGGGUUUCCCGUAUGGCUGCACAACUUGCCCGGUGUAGAGUUGAGAACAAACAACACCGUUUAUCAGAACGAGAUGAAAACGUUUGUCACAUUGAUAGUAGACAUGAUGCAAAAGCAUGGUCUUUUUGCUAUCCAAGGUGGCCCAAUAAUCGUUGCUCAGAUUGAGAACGAGUAUGGAAAUGUGGAAUGGGCUUUUGGGAACAAUGGGAAGUCAUACAUCAAUUGGUGUGCACAAUUGGCCGAAAGUUAUGGCGUCCAAGUUCCAUGGAUUAUGUGUCAACAAAGCGAUGCUCCUUCACCAAUGAUCAAUACAUGUAAUGGAUAUUAUUGCGACCAAUUUUCUCCUAACAAUCCAAAGAGCCCUAAAUGGUGGACUGAGAACUGGUCUGGAUGGUUCAAGGAUUGGGGCAUGAAGGAUCCACAUAGGACUGCCGAGGAUCUUGCUUUUGCUGUGGCAAGAUUUUUCCAAUAUGGUGGAUCUCUUCAGAACUAUUAUAUGUACCAUGGCGGAACGAACUUUGAUAGAACAGCCGGCGGUCCCUAUAUCACAACAUCAUAUGACUAUGAUGCACCACUUGAUGAAUAUGGUAACUUGAAUCAACCGAAAUGGGGACAUCUGAAACGGCUCCAUGAACUGAUCAUGUCCAUGGAGGAGAUCCUUACGCAUGGAGUGAAGAGGGAUGUGGAUUACGGGAACAUGAUGUCGGGCACCGUGUACAUGUAUAAGGGGAAGCAAAGUUGUUUCCUGGGCAACGCGAACCAGAACCAAGACUUCACCGUCAAUCUCAUGGGGAGUAGUUACACGGUCCCGGCGUGGUCUGUCAGCAUCCUCCCCGAUUGCUACACCGAGGUCUACAAUACCGCUAAGAUUAACAGCCAACAGACAGUAAUGGUGAAGCUGCCGAACGAAGCCGACGAUCAGACAGAGCCCUACGAACUGCAAUGGGAUUGGAGGCCGGAGCAUCCUGAGAGCUUGCAUCACGGUGUUGCUAAAGGGAGCGUGACGACCGCAAAUGAGCUUUUAGAUCAAAAGACUGUCACUAACGACACUAGCGACUACUUGUGGUAUCUAACUAGUCUUGAUUUGAGCAAGGACGAUAGCCUCGCUGGCAAGGCGAUCACCUUACACGUCCACACCAACGGGCACAUCGUUCAUGCUUUUGUCAAUGGGAAGCACGUCGGGUCUCAAUGGGGCACGAGCGAUCAUUUGGAAUUCAUCAUGGAGAAAGACAUCAAGCUGAAGCACGGCAAAACUAACUCGAUCUCUCUCCUCAGUGUCACCGUCGGUUUGCAAAACUAUGGGGCCAACUUCGACACGGUUAAUGUUGGGAUUCACGGUCCGGUGAAGCUGAUAGGCAACAAAGGGCAAAGCGACGAGGUGACCGUGGACCUGUCGACCAACUUGUGGACGUACAAGGUGGGCUUGAACGGCAUGGAGGAGAAGGGGCUACAGCUGGACAACGCUCGUCACCAGCAUGGAUGGAAAUCUUACAAUCUCCCCUCGAACAGACUGUUCGUAUGGUACAAGACGACCUUCAAGGCUCCUUUGGGUAGCGACCCCGUGGUGGUGGACUUGCAAGGGCUUGGCAAAGGCACUGCUUGGGUCAAUGGCCACAACAUCGGCAGGUUUUGGCCGAGCUUCGUUGCUAGCGAGGAUGGCUGCACCGCCACCUGCGAUUACCGCGGAGCUUAUAACUCCAACAAGUGUUUGACCAACUGCGGAGAUCCUAGCCAAAGAUGGUAUCACAUCCCGCGCUCCUUCCUUCAAGACGACGGCAACAAGCUGGUACUCUUCGAGGAGUUUGGUGGCACCCCGCUCCACGUGAGGUUCCAGACCAUCACGGCCGGGACGAUCUGUGCCACCACUGACGAGAAGAAGCAGCUGGAGCUGUUGUGCCAGGGUGGGCGCAUCAUGUCGGAAAUCAAGUUCGCCAGCUUCGGCAAGCCGACUGGCGUCUGUGGGUCUUACGCAAGGGGUAGCUGCGAAGCUCCUAACACGCUCUCAGUCAUCCAGAAGCAAUGUCUUGGACAAGAAAGCUGUACACUUGAUGUUUCGGAGAACACAUUCGGACCGACCGGGUGCCACCAGAAUGUUUAUAGACUCGCUGUUGAAGCUACCUGCGAUUCUCCAUAG